UGAUAUAAAGCUGACAACUUCCAAAGCCUUCUGAUGACUUCAGGCUUGCCAGACUUGCUGGUUAAGAGUGACCUCCAUUGCAGAUCGGUUGAACGUGGACUUCGCCCUCAUCCACAAGGAGCGCAAGAAGGCCAACGAGGUGGAUCGCAUGGUGCUGGUGGGGGAUGUGAAGGACAGAGUGGCCAUCCUGGUGGAUGAUAUGGCAGAUACAUGUGGUACCAUCUGUCAUGCUGCAGACAAGCUUGUGUCAGCUGGAGCCACCAAAGUUUAUGCCAUCCUAACUCAUGGGAUCUUUUCUGGGCCAGCAAUCUCUCGAAUCAACAAUGCCUGUUUUGAGGCAGUUGUAGUUACAAACACAAUACCCCAGGAGGACAAGAUGAAGCAAUGCCCUAAAAUCCAGGUGAUUGACAUCUCAAUGAUCCUUGCAGAGGCCAUCAGGAGGACUCAUAAUGGGGAAUCUGUCUCCUACCUAUUCAGCCAUGUCCCUUUAUAACAACAGAUGUGCCAGCUGCUGCUUGUAUGGCUUUUUUUUUUUUUUAAACCAAAAGUUGUUCAGCUUGUUGUAAAGUUCAGUAGAGGACUCUGCUUUUUGGUUCCAGUGCAGCUCUCCACAGCUGCUCCUGCUUAAGUCAGGCUUACUGGCUCUGCUCCCAGCACUGGGAGGCAGAGGGAGGGAAGCUCAUCUCUAUAACACUCCAGCUCCACCAGCAACCCUGUGCACUGGGGCUCAGCAGUAGCACUGACUCAGUCUGCAGACCUGUGGAGAGCAGGACUGACACAUGGCUCAUUGCCACAAUUAUUUUAUAGGGAGGGGGGUGGG
This is a messenger RNA of Chaetura pelagica (chimney swift), 820 nucleotides long. RefSeq names its product phosphoribosyl pyrophosphate synthetase 1 (gene PRPS1). The record is from RefSeq and is a predicted model, not a curated record. Gene Ontology annotation, cellular component: ribose phosphate diphosphokinase complex; cytoplasm. The coding region runs from base 149 to 493 and encodes 114 amino acids. Gene Ontology annotation, molecular function: ATP binding; ribose phosphate diphosphokinase activity; magnesium ion binding. The transcript is spliced from 4 exons. NCBI's taxonomy places the organism in Eukaryota, Metazoa, Chordata, Aves, Apodiformes, Apodidae. Gene Ontology annotation, biological process: purine nucleotide biosynthetic process; 5-phosphoribose 1-diphosphate biosynthetic process.